UUUUGCUAGUUUAUGGAACCUAUGUAGUUUUUGUAAGUUUUUUCUUCCAGUUAGUUGUAAAGUUAUUACUGACUAGCUGUAUUUACGUAUUAUAAUAGUUUUAUUGAACAGAAAGCUAGAAAUAUUUUAAUAUCCAUAUUUAACAUGUUAGGCUAACCUAAAGAUACACAGCAGGUGUAUUGGUGAUGGAAUCAGCUAUUCUCCGUUCACUCUUAGCUGAGUUUUGAAAUAAAACACCGUCGUAUCACUGCGCCGCGUCAGCAAGUGAUACGCUGAAUUCAUCUUGCGUGCCAAGCACAACAAACUUUAGUACAGUCGGUGCUAAUAAAAUAACGGAGAAGUAAUAUAACAGGAAGCACCGUAGCACUUUGUUCAGCGUAGGUGGUUCAUUUGCGAAGAAAAUGCUAGGGCCUAUGCACUUUACGACUAAUAGCCGUAUUCACAAAAUCAUCACAAGUUUUGAUAACAGGAUACCCACGUUUCCUUUUCUUCCCGGGAGAUGUUAAUGUCCCAGUGUCCUGUAAUUCUUUCCUUGCACGAAGCACACUGCUCUUUGAAACACCCGUAAAUUCCGCAGUUAAAUUCGCGAUAUCGUUCACUUGACAAUCCGUAUAUUUGUCUGAAAAUGUUUUAAAAACAUUCAACACAAUAGUUUUCUGUGCACUUUUCAAAGGCUUUCUAAUUCUGUGCUUUACAAAACUCGGUCCGGCGUCAGCCAUAACAAACGUGCGCGCGCGAAUCCGAAAUACAACUGUUGUGCCGGGCAUCAACUGUACACUGUACACACGGCGUCUGCUAACAUAAUUGUAAGUAAAACUAGUUGACACAUUAAACUGUAUUGGAUAUUAAUGGUGAAACGCUAUAAUGCUAUAUAACAACAAUUGUUAUAAAAAAGGCAGUCUAAAAAUACUUACAAAUGGUACGUAUCCAAGGGACUAUUUCUUGCGCACGAAUAAUGUGCGCGGCGGCCUGCAGCCAAUACAAAUGUUUGUUUACAUGAGGCUUUGUUUAUUCCAAAACUCAGGUAAGAGUGAACGGAGAAUAGUCUAUUGAAUUCCACAAUGACACCUAAAAGAAGACAGAUCUCCCAGAAUAUUUCACUAUCGUGUCUGUUUCUUCCACAAUGCACGGAACUGUAAUAAAUAGCCACCAGUGAGAUUGAGUAGUUACAAAAUAGAACAUAAGAUAUUCUUGUAUUUGAAACAAUUUUUAACAUACUUAGAACAUAAACAAACAUGGCUAUUACCACAGCCAAAUACUCUCUACUACUGAUUGCACGGAGACACGUAAAUGGAAGAGUUCAGUGUUGAUGAACUAAUUUGUAUGGUGCUGUGUCCAAUUGCAUGCCAUUGCUUAGUGAGAUUUGUGUACGUGAUCUCUCUCCGCUUUUGUAUCAUUGUAGAACAUCCUUAAGGAACUAUCCCAGCACUUGCUAGGUAUGAUUUUAAUAAAAUAUAGACAUUUAAAUCAGGAUGGCCAUACCAGGACCAGGGUGUCUACAGUUAGUACUUUCGUACUAGAUCUAAUACUUUUAUAACUUUUUUAGUGGUUUAGUACAGAUCUAGUACAUUUUUCUUUAAUAUAAUAAUAUUAUUGUAACUCCAAUAAGCUUAUGUUUUAUUAUUAAGCAUAAUUAUUUUUAAAAAACUAUGGAAUUUAUGUUUGUGUGGUAUGAUAUUUAAAUUCGAGCAUUGCAAUGUCAUUAUAACUUCCUAAAUUGUUAAAAAUCAUAACAUAUUAUAAUUUAGUACUAUUUUUUCUAAUCUAGUACUUUUUUCUAGCCUAAGUUGGUACGAAAUAUUUUUUCCUUGUGGACACCCUGACCAGGACUUAAAAAAUGGUUCUCGGGUGUAAGUCGUCAUUGUCUUAAGCUGGAAUUAAAAUAGUACGUUUAACCUGCCUGUCGCCCGUCCGUUCAUGGUCCGUUCAUUUAUCAUACUCUGAGCGUUUUACAAAACUCUGCUUGCAUGUCAUAAAAUAUUAGGCCUAUUCAUUUCAUUGCUGCCAACUGUUCAGAAAGUUUAAAUUUUGGAGAAAAUUUAUCUUGUGUUAUUAUAUUAUACUAACAGUGCAGAACUGCAAUGGCACAUGUCCAAAGUAUUGUAAGUAUAAAAAAAAAUCAUUUACUCAAGAACACAACAAUGUAUUGAACAUAAUUUUGUCACUAUGGUAUUUGUUUAAACAUUUCCAGUGUGUCCAUUGUAAUUAAGUACCCUUGUUAUACUCAGGUAAUUUUUGUUUCAAAGAAAACCUUUAACAGUUUUCAAACAUAAUUUAAAACAUAACCAAGGGAGCAGUUAAACAACUAAGUAAACAAACUUCAAUAUAGUCUAAUAUAUGAUAUUUGGAGGUUAUUAUUUAAACCAUGUAUCCGUCGAAAGUAGAAGUUACCAAACUUUUGACGGAUGGAUGAAAUUUUUCAGGCCAUCUUAUUGGCUGCAGGUCACGUGAUUGAUGGACGGAUGGACGAACAGACAGACGAUGAACUAUUGUAAUUCCAGCUACCAAUGUUCUAUCACAUGUAUGUACCUUAACUUUUUGUGAUGUUAUGUCAAAGAAAUAUACUUGUUUUUGACUCGUAAACAUCAAAUUGCAUUCAGUAUUUAACAAACGAAAUUUAAUGUUAGCAACUAUAUUAAAAGACGUAAAACAUGAAACCCUUAUUCUUGUGAUGUGGAAGCAGGUUUUUGUACCUAUAGCUUGACUUUUGCGUAAGAAAACACAAAACAGGCUGUGUAAAUUGAGGAAAAAUUUGGUAAGUAGAAAAUGUAUUCCAUGUCAAAUCAACGAAUGAUGUCUUUGAUGUCUCAUAUUUCUAUGAUUUUGGUAGGUACUUAUACAAUGUUCCUAUGAGGUAGGUACAUUUAAAAAAUGUAUCAUCUUAAUUUUUGGGUUUUAAAAUUAUUUAAAAUGUUAAAAUACUGCUUGUAUUUUGGUUAACAUUGUUUCACUAAAAAUACUGCUUUUUAUGGUCAACAUUGGUUCAUUUAAAUAGGUACUGCUAAUUUUUUUGGUAAACAUUGGUUCACUAAAAUGACUGUUAUUUUGUAACCAUUAUACCUGGGCUAUAUUUAAAAGUAGUUGAAAAUAACUACAAUUUUAUACACAGUAAAGAAAUAGGCCUAUUUCUGAAAAAUUAUAAACCCAUUUUUUUUUAUUAAGAGUGGGAUAAAUAGCUACUAGAAAUUCCAGCUGCUUGAAGCGUAACAUGUGCGCCUGAUAUUGUACGUUAGACCGAUAUUGCUCUGAGUCCCUCGCGAUAGGCGACACUUCUCAGUCCCACGAUAAGGACCGAAAGAGGUGGGGUGGCACUGCGAGGCAGUCGGAUUUAGUUUUCCUUGCUGUCCCUGUGUUAGCUCGGGAUAUAUGAAUGGAUGUUCAUUUAUAAAUGGCGAAAACAAACGCACGUUUUGUAAAAGGUAAUGCUUGUGGUAAAUUGCAUUUGUCUGUGCGAAGAAAAUGGAAAAGAGGUAAAAAUCUAGCAAAUUGGAGAGAGAAAAAUAAAUUAAAGGAGAGCACAAAGACUGAAGAAAGUACGCCGAGUGCAGAAACUACAACUGAGAAUGCUAAAAGCAAGAAGAAAUUAGCCGCCGGACCAUACCGUUGUUGCCUGGCCACAGACCGGACCGUACCGUUGUUGCCUGGCCACAGACCGGACCAUGAUGAACAUCAGUCUAGCCAGAGGCAGGAGGAGAUGGAACAGAAGCCAGUGGUUGAGAUGGAGUUUGUGAAGGUGGACAGCAUCAAGGAGGAGGUCGAGGAAGAGACUCCACUGGCUGGCGUCCAACCAGCUGCUGUGUGGCAGGAGGAGAUGGAACAGAAGCCAGUGGUUGAGAUGGAGUUUGUGAAGGUGGACAGCAUCAAGGAGGAGGUCGAGGAAGAGACUCCACUGGCUGGCGUCCAACCAGCUGCUGUGUGGCAGAUCUCCCAGUUGUCCAUCGGACCGUUGGAUAUGAAGUCACUGAAUGGCCAAAGAUUGGAUAGACAGGGAUAGGCGGGUCACAGCGGUAGGGACCCACCUGCACCUGACGCCACCCGACUUGCUGGCAUCUAGUAAGGGAGUGUUUGGGGCAGAG
Messenger RNA from Bacillus rossius redtenbacheri, 4076 nucleotides. RefSeq lists its product as uncharacterized. The record is from RefSeq and is a predicted model, not a curated record. Bases 3389 to 3994 code for a protein of 201 amino acids. Lineage: Eukaryota; Metazoa; Arthropoda; Insecta; Phasmatodea; Bacillidae. The transcript has 9 exons.